AUGUUGAGUAGAUUGGGAUUUAGUACAGGUAUACGAUCUAUAUAUAGUGUGCUGGACCAACCAUCAUUUGUUUCUGAACCAUGGGCUAUUUAUCCUGCUAAACACAAGACCAAUGGGAAAAUUGUUUCAGUUUUCAUUUUUGACAAAUCAAGAUUUGAAACUCAAGUUAGUAGGUUGCAUAGCACUUCUUCAAGUGUGAAAAACCCUAAAGUAGUGAUUAGCGAAUGUUAUGAAUUAAUAAAAUAUGAAGUUAGUCAAUUAAGUAAAUUGAAACAUCCACAGUUAUUACAAGUUUAUGAAGUAUUAGAAGAAACCAAAUCGAAAUUUUUAUUUGUUACUGAACCUGUGAUUGAUAAUUUGGUUACAGUGAAUCCGAAAGAUUUAGAUGAUUUAUCUAUUCAAAAGGGGCUUUUACAAAUUUCUAAAGGAUUACAGUUUUUACAUAGUUAUGGGUCGAUAAUCCAUUUGAAUUUACAACCAUCAUCAGUUUAUAUUAAUAACCAAGGAGAUUGGAAAUUAGGUGGGUUUAAAUUCUUGCAAAAUUUGAAUGAAAUUUCACCACAAGAGAGGGAAAACUUUUAUAUAUUGAAUAAUAUGUCAGUGGUACCAUUUGCAAAUUUUAAUUUAAAUUUCACAGCACCAGAAUUGAUUAUUGAUUCUCAUACAAAAUUGGAUUUUGCCAAUGAUAUAUGGUCAUUAGGUCAAUUAAUUUAUUAUUUAUAUAAUCAUCAAGAUUUAUUGAUAAAUUGUUUUGAUGCAAAUAGUAUUUCUGAUUAUAAACAAGAAUUUCGGAAAUUUGAACAAAAAUUCUAUAAUCAUAAACCUACUGAAUUAAAGUAUGUUUUGAAAGAUAUUCCUACCAAAUUAUAUCCUUUAUACCCGCAAAUUUUAGCAAGAUAUCCUCAUGAUAGAAUUACAUUGGAUCAGUUUAUGGAUUCGGAAUUUUUCAAUGGCAGCAUUAUCAAGGCAAUGUGGUUUAUUGACGAGUUUUCCACAAAAUCAGUAGAUGAGAAAUUGGUGUUUUUAAAAGGACUAUUAGAAGUCGACCAACAACAACCCAAUACUUUACCAUUAAUUUCACAAUUUCCUCCAUCAUUCAGAUCUCUGAAAUUGUUACCAUUAUUGAUCGAUUUAUUGACAAAUGAAUUGAAUGUGUUGACAGAAUCAGUAAUUGAUCCUAAAACCGAUGUAUUGAUUUCGGAGUCUUUAACUAUUGUUUUGAAGAUUUCUGAAACAUUGUCAAGUUUGACAUUCCAAGAUAAAGUAUUUGAUAUUCUUUUCAAAGAUAAUCCAAGGGAUAAAAAGGCACCACAAACAUUCACUAAAUUAAUCAAUUCUUCUGUGAGAACUCGCUUGACGUUGAUUAACAAUUUGGAUACUAUUCAUACAAAAUCAAAAGAUAAACAAUUUGUUCAAUUUUUCAAAAGUAUUAUUGAUUUAGUAUUAACGAUAUCUCCUAGAGAAAAUGGUCAAAUUGAAUUACAAAUCCAACUACAAGAGAAAUUUUUAGGGUUUAUACCUCAAUUUGUUGAUAAACUUGAUUUCCCAUAUAUUAAAAACACUUUAGUUCCAUUGUUGUGUCAAGUGUUCAAGACAACCACUAUUUUAUCGACAAAACUAAGUACUAUUGAUACAUUUGAAGGAUUAGUGGAUAAGAAAAUUAUUGAUAAAAUUAUUGUCAAUGAACAAUUAUUCCCAAUUAUGAAAAAUUUGAAAAGUAGAGAUAAACGAAUUGUCACGAAAAUGUUAAAUUUUUUUUUCAAAUUGGCUACAAGUGAACAUAUUAAUUUGGAUUUAGAAGCAAUUGUUGAAUCAAUAAUUCCUCAAAGUUAUUCCCUUGCGUUUGGAUGUAAUGAUUGUAAUCAAUUGGAAUUUAAUCAAUUUAUUAGUAUUAUCAAUUCUGUGCAGAAGCAAUUAGUCGAAAAGAAAUUGUCUACUUUAUUGAAAACUUCGUCUAAUGGAUUUUCUAAUGGACAUAAAGGUGGAAAGAAUGAAGCUGUUGCUAAUAACAAUUUUGAAGCAUUGUUGCAAACACAAACAAUACAUGAUGUCCCUGAUGAAAUUAAUGCUCCAAAGGGAAAAGUAAUGCAACCAAAGAGAAAAUCAGUCCUUAGCACUGCCAUCCCCACAAAAUCAAAUUCUGCCGCAUCAACAAAUACGACCCAAGUUCGUAAUUCGGAUACUCUAAGACCAAGACCAAAACCAAGACCAGUUAAGAAACCCACUGAAGGAUUAGCAUUUGGUGCUACAAAUACCCAAUCAAAUACUACCAAUAAUAGGCUAUUAAACACAUUGAAUUCUACAUUUGACAAAAAACAAGACGAUGAUGAUUUUGAUGAUUUCCAACUGGCAGCAAGUACUUCUGUAUCGGAGUUAUCGUCAUCAAGAAAUGGUACUAUAAACUGGCAAGGUGAAGUGAAUAAAAUGAAAACAUUACCAAAUACUCCAACAACUGCGGAAUCAUUCAAUGUUUCCAGAUCACAAUCGCAACCACAAACGAAGAAUACUAAUUAUCCACCUGGAUUUAAUACAAAUAUGGUGUUAUCUCCGAAAUCGUCAUCAAUUAAUACCAAUGUCAAAUCAUCAUCCUCAGCAUUCAAUGGGAAUGCCAACAACUCUGAUUUACUAGAUUUACUAUAA
This is a messenger RNA of Candida dubliniensis CD36, 2640 nucleotides long. RefSeq lists its product as uncharacterized. Gene Ontology annotation, molecular function: ATP binding; protein kinase activity. Lineage: Eukaryota; Fungi; Ascomycota; Pichiomycetes; Serinales; Debaryomycetaceae. The transcript has a single exon. Gene Ontology annotation, biological process: protein phosphorylation. The record is from RefSeq and is a predicted model, not a curated record. The coding region runs from base 1 to 2640 and encodes 879 amino acids.